This is a messenger RNA of Phycodurus eques (leafy seadragon), 2116 nucleotides long. It is a transcript of the gene aqp10a, whose product is annotated as aquaporin 10a. The coding region runs from base 339 to 1256 and encodes 305 amino acids. Gene Ontology annotation, cellular component: basolateral plasma membrane; plasma membrane. The transcript is spliced from 7 exons. Gene Ontology annotation, biological process: water transport; glycerol transmembrane transport. Gene Ontology annotation, molecular function: water channel activity; urea transmembrane transporter activity; glycerol channel activity. The record is from RefSeq and is a predicted model, not a curated record. NCBI's taxonomy places the organism in Eukaryota, Metazoa, Chordata, Actinopteri, Syngnathiformes, Syngnathidae.
UCCUCUUGAGAGGGGUUGGACUGUCUUCCACUCUGGAGUUAUGUAACUAGAUAGAUAUAGUUAUAUAACUAACCCUUUUAAAAACAAGUCAUCACAAACAUCAUAAUGGCUAUAAAGGUGGUAGUCGUCUGUGUAGAAGAAAAAAACUCCUUUCUAUGACUUUUCUGCAUGUUUGAUGCUGUCAGCAGCCAAUGGUGUGAAUGUAUGUGCUGUGCCGAGCUGGUAAAUGAUUGCUAGUGUUGGAGGAGCUGGAGAGAAAAAGGGAGGAAGAGGCCAGUUGGAGAAGGAGAUGCUGCUUGUGGAAGUGGGGCCUGCUGAUUUGGAAGCUCCCCGACGUCAUGUUGAAGCGCCGCGUCUUCCGAGUAAGGAAUGCUCUGCUGAGAGAGUGCAUGGCCGAGUUCUUGGGGACCUUUAUCUUGUUGCUUUUUGGCUGCUCGGCGGCAGCGCAAGUGAAGACCAGCAGGGAGACCAAAGGCCAGUUUUUGUCGGUCAACAUGUCCUUCUCAGUGGGCGUGAUGUCGGCCAUGUACCUCACCAAAGGCAUCACAGGGGCCCAUCUGAACCCGGCCGUAACGCUCAGUUUCUGUGUGUUGGGCCAGGUGCCAUGGAAGAGGAUGCUGCCCUAUUGGCUCUCCCAGGUUCUGGGAGCAUAUGUGGCAUCGGGGCUUGUCUACACAGUGUACUAUGAUGCUAUAAUGGAUUUUAGUGGCAGAGUAUUGACUGUGUAUGGACCAAAUGAGACGGCGUCCAUAUUUGCCACAUAUCCCUCUAAGUAUGUCACCUUGGGAAGGAGUUUCCUGGAUCAGGUAGUGGGCACCGGCAUGCUCAUGUUGUGCAUCCUAUGUUUGGAUGAGAAGAGGAACACCCCGGCUCCCAGCGGGCUGAUUCCCGCCAUCGUGGCCGUGAUCGUGCUGGGCAUCUCCAUGUCCAUGUCGGGCAACUGUGGGGCGGCCAUAAAUCCCGCCCGUGAUCUGGGACCUCGACUUUUUACUCUGACUGCAGGCUGGGGCUCAGAAGUGUUCACGUGUUACAACUACUGGUUCUGGGUGCCCCUGGUGGCCCCCCUUCUCGGGGGUGUUUCAGGUUCUUUCCUCUAUUUAAUCUUCAUCCACUGGCACCUCCCCGACUCGGAUACACCCAAAGAUGUGGACACGCCCUCCAUUGCCAGCGACACAGUCAAGCAGCCCUCAAACAUGCAGCUGAAUGGCAUUGAGUUAAAGAAGUUGUCAUUUGAAGACGUUUACGGAAGACGCUAACAAGCAGGCAUUUUUUCUGUCUUCAAGUUAGUAAGAAGACAUUUUUACAUCAUGCAUCAAUGAGGGGAAGCAGCGCAACAUCAUGGAUGAGUUUCUCAAGCAAGGAAGCAGUAAUAUGGAAAAGAAUGCAAGCUUUCCUCCCCCUCCCCUGCUCCAUCAUCAUCAUCUUCCUCAUCGUCCUCAUCAUCCAGCAUCUCCUCACAACAACUCACAACCUCAUGGUGACCUCAGACAGCGUGAGGAGCAGCGAGGAUGCCUCCACUGGACUCAUUUCACUAGCACCAACUUUGAGGAGGUACAUUUGAUUCCGCCUGCCUGAGCUUUCAGUGGAUGAGGUUUUCCCUUUCAUCCUUCAUGUAUGAUUGUUUACACUUAUGUAGGACUGGGGAUCACUGUGUGCGUGUGUGCGCGUGCGUACAAUAUUACUACUUUGUGGGAACGCUCACAAUAUGGCGUCCAAAAAUGUCUGAUUAUCAUCAGUAUGUAGAUCAACUUGUAGAUGUUUGUUUUAAUAUAAAAGGCAUAGUCUGGUUGGAAAUGACACAAGAAAGUGACAUAUUAAUGUGAAUACAGUGAUGCAUUCAAAUACAAGUGACCCGACUUAAAGCGCUUUUCAAGCUGCGAGAUGUUGUUUAUCAGAUUUUUUUGCUUUGAAGUGCGAGCAAAAAUUCAAGAAUACAACGAGCACUGUAUGGUGGCGGUGAACUCAACUCACUUCACGAAGAGCAGCAGUUUGGCACAUCGUGAGCAAUUCAUCAAAAAAGAGGCUUCAAGCUGUUUAUUGCCAUUCGCAGUUAAAGUUGAUUGUCAAAUUAUUGUCAUAUGGAGUAUUAUUGUUCUUAUUAAAAAAGCAGGAGGGA